Messenger RNA from Striga hermonthica, 504 nucleotides. NCBI's taxonomy places the organism in Eukaryota, Viridiplantae, Streptophyta, Magnoliopsida, Lamiales, Orobanchaceae. The record is from the annotation of a GenBank genome assembly.
AUGGGAAACUACAUGUCCUGCACCUUCGUCGCGUCCAGCCUCAGGAGCCCCAAAUCGGCCAGGGUCAUUCUCCCCGGCGGCGAGAUCCGCCAGUUCCGGCAGCCGGUCAAGGCGGCCGAGCUCAUGCUCGACUCCCCCAACUACUUCCUCGUCGACUCCGUCUCCUUCGGCAUCGGCCGGCGGGUGUCGCCGCUCCCGGCCGACGAGGACCUGGAGUUCGGGAGACUCUACGUCAUGCUCCCGAUGCGGCGGCUGAACUCGAUCCUCACCGCCGCCGAUGUCGCCGUCUUUCUGAUGGCGGCGAACGCCGCGCCCAGGCGGAUUUCCACCGCGGCGAGCUCGGGCAGAGUGUCGCCGGAUUCGUCGAACGCGGUUGGGGAGGAACGGCGUGGAUUGAGAUUGGAGGAGGCGGCGCUGGAGUUCAGCCACCGGCGGCUGGCGGCGUGCAGGUCGAAAAGGCCGGGUUUGGAUACGAUCGUAGAAGAGCCUGUUUGUUCUAGAUGA